CCCUUCCCCUCCCCACCCGGGAGGAGAGGCAUGGAGUGACCGACGGAGCCAGAGCUCCGGCCGCUCCGAGACCCCCGCUCUCCUCCAUGGGGCCCAGGACAUGUGAUGAACCUUUUGGAGCUUGUUACCAGGGGCCAGUCUCCUCUCUUCAUUAAAACAUGCACUGUCCUGCUGUGAAACAUUGUGACGUUUAUUUUUGCUAACAGGAAACAUUUUCAAAUAUUGUUCUGUCUUUCUCCUACAAGAGUUCACACCAGUGCUAUCAGGAGGUCACAGAACAGUGCACUACCUGUGCUGCCCUAGGGCUGUUGAUGUCCUCAGCUGUUGUAGGAGAAACACUAGACCUGGAACCCAGUUUGUUACUGGACUUGUGGAAGAGGAAACACAAAGAUUUCCAAAUGAAUAACCGAAAGGAAGAUAUGGAGAUUGCUUCCCACUACCGUCAUCUGCUGCGUGAGCUUAACGAGCAGAGACAACACGGCAUCCUCUGUGAUGUUUGCAUUAUAGUGGAGGGGAAGAUAUUUAAGGCUCACAAAAAUGUCCUGCUUGGCAGCAGUCGCUACUUCAAAACGCUGUACUGCCAGGUACAGAAAACAUCUGACCAGGCCACAGUCACCCAUUUAGACAUUGUAACUGCACAAGGCUUUAAAGCAAUCAUUGACUUCAUGUAUUCUGCACACCUAGCACUGACCAGCAGAAAUGUCAUUGAGGUGAUGUCAGCUGCUAGCUAUCUGCAAAUGACAGAUAUUGUACAAGCCUGUCAUAAUUUCAUAAAAGCAGCUCUCGACAUAAGCAUAAAGUCCGAUGCCUCAGAUGACCUUGUCGAUUAUGAACUCGGAGCCCCUUCCAGCAGUAGUACGGAUGCUUUGAUUUCAGCAGUCGUGGCUGGCAGGAGUAUAUCUCCCUGGUUAGCUCGGCGAACAAGUCCAGCAAACUCUUCUGGAGAUUCAGCUAUCGCCAGCUGCCAUGAAGGAGGAAGUAGUUACGGAAAAGAGGAUCAAGAACCAAAAACAGACAGCCACGAAGACAUUUCAUCCCAGUCUCUUUGGUCUAGUGACAUGGGCUAUGGGUCUUUACGUAUUAAAGAGGAACAGGUUUCACCAUCACAUUAUGGAGGGGGUGAACUGCAUUCUGCCAAGGAUAGUGCAAUACAGAACACGUUCUCGGAACAAGGAGUAGGGGAUGGCUGGCAACCCACUGGGCGCAGGAAGAACAGGAAAAAUAAAGAAACUGUGCGGCAUAUUACGCAGCAAGUGGAGGAUGACAGCAGGGCAAGUUCUCCAAUGCCAUCUUUUUUACCCGCCUCAGGAUGGCCAUACAGCAGUCGAGACCCAAGUGCUGAGGUGGCAGUAACAGAGCCCAGCAGCUCCGACAGCAGAGUAGAGCGGUCAGACCCCUACCCAAACGUCGACGAAGCCCUCGUCGGCGGGGAGGCCAGCUACAUCUCUCAGCCCUUGACUCCCGAGAAGGAGGAUGCGCUCCAGGCUGCCACCGUCGCCAACCUGCGUGCGGCUCUCAUGAGUAAGAACAGUUUGCUGUCUCUGAAAGCCGACAUGCUGGGAGAGGAUAGUUCUCUGCUGUUUGAGUACUUACCCAAAGGCACGCAUUCCCUCUCUCGGCCUGGCACCAACUUGAAUCGUUCAAGGGGCGAAUGUGAUGGCAAAGUGGAAGCACCAUCUCCCCCGCUGCCUUCAUCACACCUUGCCACUCAGAGCCCCCCUGAGAUCUGCUCUUCUGGUGAAAUGUCACCAGAAACCAUGAUAAAAGGAGAGGUGCCUUCCUCAACCCAGGCCACUUACGAUGGAUUUUUAGCACUUUGGCAGUUUGAUAAUUCUCAUUCAGAUAAGAAUUUCUCGAGAUCUGAAGACAUGGACAUAACCACUGAUGGCCUGUUCCUGGAUUCAGCCCUAGCCAAGAGGCUGACCUGUGGUUUCUGCAGGAGGGUUUUCCAGUGUGCUGAAGAGCUGAAGGAGCACAUCCACAAGCAUGCUUUCUCCGUGCUUCUCCCGUUCGACCUGGCAGACUGCUCCCAGCCUGGCCUUAUUGACAGCGUGCCUCCUGGCCACCUUGCCCGCUUCCAGUGCUCCAAAUGCCCUGCAAGCUUCACUCUGAAAUCAAACAUGGAUCGCCAUGAAAAGACCAUCCACUUCAACUUCAAUGAGUUCACAGUCAUCAGGAAGAAGUUCAAGUGCCCGUACUGCAGUUUCUCAGCCAUGCAUCAGUGCAUCCUGAAGAGACACAUGCGAUCCCACACGGGAGAAAGACCUUAUCCCUGUGAGAUCUGUGGGAAGAAGUUCACCCGCCGGGAGCACAUGAAGCGGCACACCUUGGUCCACAGCAAAGAUAAAAAAUACGUCUGCAAAGUGUGCAACCGAGUGUUCAUGUCUGCGGCCAGUGUGGGGAUAAAGCAUGGCUCUCGCCGCCACGGAGUUUGUGCCGAUUGCUCUGGGCGAGGCAUCGCUGGUCACCUGGACCACAACGGGGGGGAAGGGUCUCCAGACGAGUGCUACCCCGGGGAGGGGCAGUACAUGGAAGACCCAGAUGACAUCAAAGUGGAAGGAGACGAGGAGAUGGGAGACGACGACGACAUCAAGUGGAAGGAUGACGUGGGCAUGUCACAAGAUGAUGUGAUUUUAGAUGAUGACAAAGAUGUCGACUCUCCACAGGAGCAGGACAACUCUGGGGAGAAUGACAAGGAUUUUACCUGGAUUUCUUAGGGAUUUUUUUUUUUUUUUUUUUUUUUUUUGGUUUUUGUUUCGCUCUGAUAUUUGUAGGGGGAGGGAGGGUGGGGGAGGAAGGAGUAUGUUGGGAAAACUAAAUAGCCUUGUUGUCGUCCAUGUGUGCAAAAUAACUCUUGUGUUUUCUAAACAAGUCCUUCUCUGUUCCACUCAGAUACUGUCUUAGCAGUGUCGCUUCCCUCGACACGACUGACUUCGCCUUCCCCCCUCUCCCUCCGGGACAAGCCCGGAUCGCGGUCGCCCCCUGGACCAGCCGGGCUGCACCUGGGCAAGGGGGACCCUGCGGGCGCGAGCGCUGCACCGCGGGGGGGCUGGGGGAGCACGAGUCCUCCUACCUUCCCACCCUCAACCAAUGCCAGGGAGAUUUUUGUGUCCGAAGCAGGUUUGUUUUUUUUUUUGUGGUUGUUAGUUGGUUUGUUUUUGUUGUUUUGGGUUUUUUUAACACCUUGUCUGUGUGCUAAAAUCCCAGCAGCAGUGGAAUUACAAGCUAACGUUGUGAAAGCAAAUUGAUGUGCGUGUUGGAGGGCUUCCCUUGAUGAUAACAGGCCUUUUGCAAAGUUAUUUGAAGAGAUUUUUUUAUUCUUUUUUAUGGAGCCAAAUAGAUCGAAAGGCAGGUCAGAUUACAGCCUUACAAAUUGUUUUCUUAGAUACUUAGCUUCCAAAAGAAUUGCCAUCAAAGACAGAAAGACUAUGACGUUUCUUGGACCUACUGGCGUCUUACCCGUGUCCCGUCUUCCAGUCUUGGUUAUCCGCGGUUGCAGGGACGUGUGUGUGGGUGCUCCUAGAAGUGCCCUUUGCUGUAAUGGGGACAGAUAGUUCUUUACCUGUCGUUGUUCUCUGCAAACACCUUCACUUUCCUCCCUUUGCUCAGCUGCCUUUUUUGUCAAUAUAUGCAAACCGUAGCAGAACGGAGGCAUUUAGCAAAGUGCAGGAUGAACUGGGAAGGGUGAGAAGCCAGGUUGAGGAGACCCCAGCUGGCUGGAAAUCUUGCUGCUCCUGCCCGGUGGACUUUGCUGGGGCCAGGAUUCAGCUGGGUACAUUGUUCUUCCCUGCUAAUUUAAAAUUUUUCGUGCAUCACUCGUAGGUGUAACCCCUACUGAAUUCACGGUGAAAACCUUCAGCUGUAGCUGCACUGGUUCCAUGUACGUUUUUGAAUAAACCUUUUUUAAAAAAAAAAAAAAAAUUAAGAAUCAGGUUUCUCCCAGUAUCUCCUAACUGGCUCUGUGGGGCUGCUCCAGGUAGUUGGAUUUUCCUUGUUCAUAUCGGCCACUGUUGCCUUCUUCCAGCUACACCUGAAUGACAACAGCAACAAAGUGCGUUGGAACUGUCUCGUUCCUGAGUAGAAGCUUCUUUAACCCUUCACCUCUUUGCUUCUGGUGCUUUUUUUAAAAUAAGAAUAAUAAUUAAAAAAAAGCUGAAGACCUCGCUCUUCCCUUGCCGUAGAGCAAUUGUCUACGCUGUCUGUGACGGUGGUUUCUUGAAACCUGCCACCGCCGCCUGCCCGUUACCAGAAAGCCAAACGAUAAAGGUGCUAUUUACCCCGCGGUGGGACAGGUGAGCUCCGGGGGGGUGUGCGGCGCAGGGGGGGCCUCGCCAGCAGCGUGGUUCCACCCAGCGGAGCAAGGAACAAGGAUUUUGUACAAUAAACCCCAGUAAAGCAAAUAAUCUGGAGGGACUGAAGGUGUGCGGUGCCGGGGUGCGGCAGAGUGUGGGGGGAGCCGUGGGCCUGGCACCGCCGGCGGCCGGUUCUCAUUUGUUCCCUGAUUUAAGGUGCAUCCCGGGUUUAUGGUGUUCGACCCCCUUUGCUGCGCCUCAGCCCCUCGCCAGCGCUGGCCGCAUCUCCCUGCCUGCGCCCUCCCGCAUCACGCCGGCGAUGCCCUUCACUGGAGCCUCCGGCCGCUCCCGACCCCUGCGGUGUCGGUGGGGGGGCACACGGGUCCUCAGCCCCUCCGCGGGGCUCGGCAGGGCCAGACCCCUGGGCUCAGUCAGGCUCGUUGCUUCUAGCCGGUGCGAGUGGGUGACCCUCUUUAAAUACCGAACAGAGGCGCAGGGUCCCCCAGAAACUCUUUACUUUAAUCCUAAAAAUCUAAUUCUGCGUUUUGGCUCCUUGCAGAGCCCUCCUACCAUGCAGAAAAAGGCAGAACCCCACUGUUGUGCAAUUGGACCUUGAUACAGUCAUUUCCCCAGCAGCCGUAGCAGUUGGGGGGUCCCGGUGCAAGGUGCCCCCCCCCCCCCCCCCCCCCGCCCCGACCUGCUCCCCCGGGCACGGUCUUUGUAUUUAUUGUCAUUUAUCCUGUAAAUAUGGAGGGGGGAGGGGGUGUCUGAGGUCCUGAACUUGCAGCAUCACCUGUUGCGUGUAGACAAAUAGAUACAGUACUGAACAGGUAUCUGUAGCUUUGCUUUUUAUAUGUAAAAAAAGCUAUUUUAAAGAAUUUCCAAACCUGACCCCUUCACAGCCGCUGGGUUUUGGUGACAUUCCGUCUCGCCCAUCGCGGGCGCUGGUGCAUGCGCCCACUGCCCACCCCUCCCGGGGGGAGCGGAGGCAUCACUCCGAGCCCUCCUCUUCCUCGCUUCUCCCUGCCCUCACCCUUGGGUGACUCGGGUUUUGUGAUCAGAGUGACCGGGUGCUUAGCUUUACCUUGCAAAUUCCUUUGGGAAUAUUUUAUAUUCUUUUCCUUUCCUUUUUUUUCUCCUUUCUUUUUGAGGGUGGGCAGUAGGGCAGGUGGCUUUCGGAGGUGCCUCCUGGCAGAGCUGCUCUGAAGCUCUUUGAGCUGAGGAUGCAGAAUUAAAAUUAAAAAGGAGAGAAAACCAGAAACUCCACGUAGAAGCUAACUUUCACCAUGUUACCAUUAUAAUCUGGCACAUGCUUCCAUAUUACUAACAUACACUAUAUAUACCAAAUAAAGUCAUUCUAACACCUGAUGUAUAUUUGAAGUGCUUUGUUUUGAUGGAGAUGUGCAGAUUCAGAAAUGUAGGAAUUAGUCCUUACAUUUCCAUGCUCCGGCGGAUGCUUUGUGAGGCUUGGGUUCGAAAAAGGAAUUUGGGCUUUUUUUUUUUUUUUUUUUUUAAAUGCUGAAACUUUAUAAAACUUCAUUAGUUGCUCUGUGCAACUGCAACCCUCGGGCUCCUCUCCGGGCACGUCUGGGAUCUACUGCCUAUGCAAACUUUUCAGCUCUUUGAGAUUCCAACAAACCCCCAGUAAUUUUGCCUGUGCUGUCCAGCGCUAGCUUGAGUAACCUCUAGCAUCUCGUCUUUGUAUUUCCCUUCAGGGCUUUGUAUACUUCACUGAGGUUCCCUUUUUUUAAUUUUUUCUAAAUAUACGUAUGUGUAUAUAUAUAUAUACAGAUUUAGUUUAAAGAAAAUAACUCCCUUAUUGGUAAGAAAAAAAUUGAUACACUUGGUCUCGGUAACUUGCAACUAAUUUUUUUAAGUCGUUGUAUGUACUUGUAAAUGUUCCUCCCGGAAUUUCUUUGUUGUCCUUGUUAUUUUUUUUUGACACACGAGAGAGUGCCAGGAGUAGAAAGAGCAUUUCAAGCCGUGCUUGUCCUGCACGGGAUGGGGUGCUCUGGCAUCGUCCUGCCCUUCCCUCCGGGAGAUGUCCCGCGGGAUGGGGGUCCUGCCCUGCCCUUGCGUUUGGCCAGUACCUUAAACAGGGGACAAACGAGGCUCGUGCGUUUGGAACAGUUUAGUUCCAAAAAAAAUAAGUGAUUUAAAUGUCAUGAAGUCCCCAGGUUGGUGUGUUUUAAGGUCACCCCAAAGCCCCACAGCUGGGAGCGACUUUGCGGGGCAGUGGGAGUGGGAUGCGUCGCGGGGAGGUUGGCGGAGCCACCGUCCUGCUCCUUUUCCUUUUUAUCCCAACUCAGCGCUGGGACUACACAGGGAGCAGUUUUCUUAGGAAAGGAAACCCGCCCUGGCGCUAGGGCCCGUUGUUUCUUCUCUCGACUCAUGCCUUUAAAUACUCCGCUUUUCCAAAGCGAAAGCCACGUUGUUGGGGGGCUGGCGCGCGUUGGGGCCAGGGGCUGGAGCAGGGGCUCGGCUCACGCCCCCCAGGUGGCCCGGCUGCCGCUGGGGCUGAGCCCCCUGGCACCCCCACCUCCAGCUUCCCGUUUUGCACAUCGCCCUUUAGGAAAGAAACUCCAUGAAAAUAAUGCAAAAACUGGAAUUUUUUGCAAUAUUAUGAAAGAUAAUCUUAUUUUAGCUCAUUCUGUGACAUGUGCAACUCCUAAGAAAGCCAUACUUAAUGGUUCUUUUUAUUUUUUAGAUUCUAUAUUGUGUUUUGAAUUUCUGCCUUUUUUUUUUUUUUUUUUUUAGUUCUGCAUAGUAAGAGUGCUGUGUGUAUGCUUUCAUAUAUAUUUAUUUUUCAACGUGCUUUAAACCUGUCUACACAAAUAAAGCUAAACAAGAAAAAAAAAAAAAGGACAGCGUUUGAAGACGGUUGACUAUUAUUAUUUUUUUUGCUGGGAAUAUUCUAUAUUAUACUGACUUUAUAUUAAUUAUUAUAAACCUGUGUUUGUAUUGAAGAUGUGUUUAAUAUUUCGGGGAGGUUGAGGAGAUGUAACCAGAGGGCAGUGGGAGAACAUGGCUGUGUUGUACUGAUUUUCUGUAAAUGUAGUUCAGGUAACUAUGACCUUAUUUUCUAGUCGCUCUCCCAGUUCCGCGGCUGCCUCUGGGUUAGAAUUACUUUGUGAUGGGAUUUAGCUUAGACAUACUUGCAAAAAUCAAUCAGUUUCAAUAAAUUGGGAAAUUGCUGCUACAA
Molecule: messenger RNA, 7494 nt
Organism: Falco peregrinus (peregrine falcon)
Lineage: Eukaryota; Metazoa; Chordata; Aves; Falconiformes; Falconidae
Gene: ZBTB46
Product: zinc finger and BTB domain containing 46
Exons: 10
Coding region: 312-2717 (801 amino acids)
Biological process (GO): regulation of transcription by RNA polymerase II
Molecular function (GO): RNA polymerase II cis-regulatory region sequence-specific DNA binding; protein binding; DNA-binding transcription factor activity, RNA polymerase II-specific
Source: RefSeq, a predicted model, not a curated record